Molecule: messenger RNA, 681 nt
Organism: Synchytrium microbalum
Lineage: Eukaryota; Fungi; Chytridiomycota; Chytridiomycetes; Synchytriales; Synchytriaceae
Exons: 3
Coding region: 1-681 (226 amino acids)
Cellular component (GO): protein kinase CK2 complex; cytoplasm
Molecular function (GO): protein kinase regulator activity
Source: RefSeq, a predicted model, not a curated record
AUGGACCAUCUGGACGAAAACGAAAACACUUCAGGCAGUGAUUCGUCAUAUGGCAAAUACUGGAGCGAAUGGUUUUCGCAACAAAAAGGCAACGAAUUCUUUUGUGAGGUGGACGAAGAAUACAUCCUAGAUCGAUUCAAUCUCACUGGUCUCAAUGCCGAAGUAUCCCACUACAACCUGGCCUUCGAUAUGAUUACAGAUUCAAUCGAAGAGGAAAUCGAUGAAGAUUUACGUAGCGAGGUAGAAAAGAGUGCUAGACACUUGUAUGGAUUGAUACAUGCCAGAUAUGUAAUUACGGCUAGGGGGCUGGCAAAGAUGGCUGAGAAGUUUAGGACGGGGGAGUUUGGGAGGUGUCCUAGAGUGCUGUGUCAUAAUCAGACUAGUUUGCCGGUUGGCAUGUCGGAUUUGCCAGGGACAAAGUCUGUCAAGUUAUACUGCCCACGCUGUGAAGACGUCUACAACCCCCCAUACCGGCGGCACGCAAUGAUUGACGGUGCAUACUUUGGAACAUCUCUCCCACAUUUAUUACUACAAGUCUAUCCAAACCUCAUCCCACAGAAAUCCACUGAACGCUACGUUCCAAGAAUAUUUGGAUUCAAGAUACACCCUCUAGCACGAGAACAACGUAAACAGGAUGAGAUUAGAGAGGCUCAAGUGGGGAGAUUGGAGUCUGAAGAGUAG